GCCGCUGCUAUGAAACCAGCCUUCGAGGCUGCCCACCGCCAGAGUCUGGCCGCAGGACGGUUGGAGGGAGGGAGGAGAGACGGCAUCCCGACCCCGCCACGCCUAAUUCGGGCGCUUCCCCUCCCUCGGCACCGGCGCGAGGCGCUGAGCUACCGAACAGCGAGCAAGCACGGAGGACGGCAGGGGAACCAUUGCAUUCCUCCUAGCCGCCAGUCUACCCGUCCCCCCGAACUGUCAAAGGCGUGGACGAAGAGGGAAGGAGGGAGGGAAGGAGGGAGGGAGGGAGGGAGGGAAGAAACACCCGGGGACAGUGGCCAUGGAUACUCCUCGAGCCCUGUCUUACAGUGGCGACCUUGAUCUAGCAGAGGCUACCUACAGCCUUCUGCCCGCUGCCGCCCACUCACAGCUGUCCAUUCGGAAGAGAAGAAAGGGAGGGUGGACCAUGAGCAGCGACUCCAUGCUCCCUUAUUAUACAGCAGCCAGUGGGCGCACUGUGGGCAUGUUCAACACGUCCAUGGGGGAGCUGCAGAAGCAGCUGUACAAGGGGGAGUACGAUGCCUUCAAGUAUGCCCCCAUGUUUGAGAGCGACUUCAUCCAGAUCAGCAAGAGAGGGGAGCUGAUUGAUGUGCACAACCGAGUCCGCAUGGUGACCGUGGGCAUUGCAUCCACCAGCCCAAUAUUGCCUUUGCCCAAUGUCAUGCUACUAGCCCGGCCUGCUGCAUACAUUGAGGCCCAGCCCCCUCCACAGGCCAGCUCCAAGAGCAAGAUGCGCAACCCUCACCCUUCCAAGACCCUGGAGUUGACCAGGCUACUCCCCCUGAAGUUUGUGAAGAUUUCUGUCCACGACCGUGAGAAGCAGCAGCUUCGGCUGAAGCUGGCCAGCGGACGAUCAUUCUACCUGCAGCUCUGCCCACCUUCCGAUGCCCGGGAGGACCUCUUCUCCUACUGGGAGAAGCUCAUCUACCUCCUGCGGCCACCUGUCGAGGGCUACAGCAGUACCCACGCCAUUCCAGCGGGGGAUGGGGUUGAAGUGCCUGUUUUCAUGUCCAAAGAGAAAUCGCCUGAGCCAAUUCUACACAGUGAAGAUGAGCAGGACAAAGUGAGUAUCAAGAGUCUUCACAUGAUGCCUGACAUCCCGGGCCAGGAUGAGACGGCAGCUGCAGCCGGGGAGGGCUUUCCUAGCCCAGGAGGCACUGAGAAGGACCUGAUGACCCAUCACUACACCAUCCAAGGGGUGCCCAGCAUGUCCCCCCCCAGUACACCAUCUGUCCCAAGCAUUGCCGUGGCAGCUGCUGCCAGCAGGGGUCCUGCCAGCAAGGCCAUGGCUGGGGGCUCCCCAGGCAUGGGGGCAGCCACAGCAGGCGGGCAGGGGCCUGGUGUAAGUGUAGCCCUGGCUGGGACUGCAACUGGGCAGGUAACAGAGACCAUAUCUGCUGGCAGUGUGAGUCUAGUGCUGGCUGGCGCUGCCAGCAUGUCACCAGACUCCGUGAGCAUGGCUUCGGCGGGCACUGGCAGCCGGACCCCCUCGGGCCACGUAAGCAUGGCCUCUGCUGGAGCUGGGAGCAUAGCUGUAGCAGGCAUAGGAACCAUCAUGCCACUUGGGCCCGAGUCCCCCCUUGUGUCAACCUUACAGAGUGAGGGCUACAUGAGUGAGCGAGAUGGAAGUCAGAGGGUGACCAUGGCCAACCCCAAGGCAUCCAAGGAAGGGAGGUCAGCUCGGAGGCACUCCCGGCACAGAGAAGGCCGAGCCCGCAAAGGGGCUGAGAAGGACGGCAGCAGUGGUCACAGAAGGUCAUCCCGGAGGGCUGUGACUUCCAAGGAGACUCCCAAAUCCAGCCACCGGCCCCGGGGAAGCCGCCACAGCCCACCUUCCCGCAAAGCCACCAGCCCAUCUGUAAAGGAUUCCAGGACCUCUCACAAACCGGGGAAGAGUAAGAGUUCAGCCAGCGCCCCUCUUCCAGCCGCUGCCCCAACUAAGAAACCCAGCCGUAUUGCCUCCUUCCUGCGCAGCUUCUCCCGCUCUAGCCAGAGCACCAAAAGCACCUCAGUCCUCACCAACGUGGGGGACACAGCUGAGACCUCCAAGGCCUCAGUCACUGAGAUUGACAUGAGCACCAUCCUGGAGAAUGUGGAGAGUACAGAGAUAGAGAUGGAGACCAUCACACAGAUGCUGUUACCGCCAGCGGCAGAGGAGGACAAGGAGGAGCAGCAGCUGGAGCUGGUCAGCCUGCUCAUGGACUCAGUGGGAGACUCUCAAGGGCCUGCACCAACCCUUCUUCCCUCCCCGGAGUCCCAGCAUUAGCCAAGCCUCCCAGCCAGGGCCACAGAGAAAAGCCGGCAGGCUCGGGAAUUAAAGAAUCGUGUUUGGCCCCAUGACUGGCUAAUUCUCCAUCCUUUAAAGCGUGGACAGACUUCCCUCAUCUGUUCCUUUGCCUUCCUCCUCCUCCUCUUCUUCCUCCUCCUCCUCCUCCUCACCUCUGGCUGAAUCAGCUGACACUUGAGUGUA
This is a messenger RNA of Trichosurus vulpecula (common brushtail), 2506 nucleotides long. RefSeq names its product protein FAM71A-like. The transcript is spliced from 7 exons. Gene Ontology annotation, cellular component: nucleus. NCBI's taxonomy places the organism in Eukaryota, Metazoa, Chordata, Mammalia, Diprotodontia, Phalangeridae. The coding region runs from base 317 to 2302 and encodes 661 amino acids. The record is from RefSeq and is a predicted model, not a curated record.